AUGAAGUCGCUUCUUCCGCUCCUCAGCUGCGUUGUUGGCCUGUGGGCAAGAUGCGCCGCCCCGGUCCGCGGAGACUUGCCUUCGCACUGCCUAGUCAGGCAUGUGAUCGGAGAAUGGGAGUUGUAUGAGGGGCUUUGGCUGACUUGCAAAGGCCACUCCGACAGUUCAAAGGCGGAACUUCACGACCCGUACUGCGGAUACCGCGUCCCCGACCAGCCAGGGAGUCACGGCCCCAUGACGCCCCCGAAUGUGUCGCCCAGCUUCUAUCAGUUGCGAACCUCCCGUUUCACGCUUCAUCCGGAUUUCCAGGUCGAGUUUGAGGAUGGCGCGGCAGGUUGGUGGACGUUGGUCUACGACGAGGGCCUCCACCUCGAAGUUUCAGGGCCGCAAAAUCGGCGCUUUUUCGCGUUCUUCAAGUACGAAAUGGCGACGGACGGACGAAACGUGGCCUGGAGCUACUGCCAUACGACGCUAGUUGGAUGGUGGGAGCGGCUGCCCGCGGCGAACGAUUCCGCCGACGCCCUAAUUCCGAGUCCACCCUCCUACGAUACACCGGAGCCGGUGGACCGCGAGAGCGCCAACGAACAGCUGCUGGGAACGAUCAAGCGGGGUUGUUGGUGGGCGAAGAAGCUUGGAGAAGAUAUCUCGACUCCCACGAACGAAGUCCCGAAGGAGCGGCGCUCGCCUCUCGAGGUCCCGCUGUGGCCAAGCUCUCACCCACCAAACAUCGAAGCAGUUGCUGCAGCUGUGCGGAAAAGUCUUCCUGAAGGGGCGUCGUGGGAGCCUGUGAAGGAGGACUACAUCGAAAUCCACGGGCAAAAGCUGCGUUCGCUGGAGGAAGUGUGGUCGCGCGUCGGCAGCCAGCCGCUGUUCAUGUCGAGGCAAUAUGCAGAGAAGACAGAAGUGACGGUCAGAGUCGCGCCUCCUGAGCAUUUGCUCGACUCCGUGAGGCCGUUCGGUAGUCCCGCGGGCUCCGACCCUCCAUGGCGAACGAUUCGCGAAUUCGACUGGACGAACGAGGAACAUGUCUUUUUCCGCAUUGGAAGACGCCAAUCUGUCGUUCCAGAGGCCCCGAACCAAGGAGGGUGCGGCUCGUGCUACGCGAUCACGACUGGCUCCGUGCUCACGUCUCGACUCUGGAUUCGCUAUGCCUCCCACGACGACGUGUUUGGCAAGGUCCACGUUAGCGCUCUACAAGGAACCAGCUGCAACGUAUACAACCAAGGGUGCGACGGCGGAUACGUUUUCUUGGCUCUCAAGUUCGGUCAGGAGCACGGCUUCCGCACGGAAGAGUGCGUUCGCGAAUACAAUAGCAUGGUGAGCGCGCAGCAGAGCGCCCUUGCGCCGGAUUUGCAGAUCUGUCACGACCUUGGGGGGCAGUUGGGCACGUCGGCGUACGGCUGCGACGCGCCGCCCGAGCGGACGCCUUUGCCUGGCGCCUGCUCGACGACGAUCAAAGUCACGUCGUGGCGCUACGUCGGCGGGGUCUACGGCAGCUGUUCAGAAGACGAGAUGCUUCGAUCGCUCUGGGAGCACGGCCCCCUGGCGACCUCGAUGGAGCCCACGAGUAAGUUCGUCGUCUACAGACGAGGCGUCUUCAAGUCGGCGUACAACAGUAUGAUUCAGCAGGGAGAAAACUGGGUCUGGGAAAAGGUUGACCACGCAGUCGAGAUCGUUGGCUGGGGCUGGGCUAAAGAGGGUGACAAGUGGAUUCCCUACUGGAAAGUUCGAAAUUCCUGGGGAAGGAGUUGGGGUGAAAACGGCUACGCCAGAAUUCUGCGGGGCGUCAACGAGAUGGCCAUCGAACGGGUCGCAGUGCUGGGAGACGUCGCGCUCUUUCGGCAUGGGGAGCACGUCCCGCCUCACGAUGAAGCAGACAAGCCCGUCUCGCUGGGUCAGAUGUCGGCAGCGGCGUCGACGAAGGCAGCCGGAAGCUCGACCUCUGCCGGUAAAGCGCGGAACCCGACAACAACAGUGGCCGCCGCGUCGGCUGGUGCACACGGCGCGAAGGCUGCGCUGCGUCACGCACGAACUGGAGGUAGCUCAAAACAUCUGAAUCACGCAGUGCAACCUGAAGUGGACGCCGCAUUUGGCCAUGGCGUGAGCCGGGUCGGCGGGCAGCCCUCCAAGUCAAAUAAGGGCGCUUCUCUUCGGUCGAUCCAGCCCCACUACCAGGCGAAGACGAUUUGA
This is a messenger RNA of Besnoitia besnoiti, 2190 nucleotides long. Its product is annotated as cathepsin CPC2. The record is from RefSeq and is a predicted model, not a curated record. NCBI's taxonomy places the organism in Eukaryota, Apicomplexa, Conoidasida, Eucoccidiorida, Sarcocystidae. Gene Ontology annotation, molecular function: cysteine-type endopeptidase activity. The transcript is spliced from 10 exons. Gene Ontology annotation, cellular component: lysosome. The coding region runs from base 1 to 2190 and encodes 729 amino acids.